Molecule: messenger RNA, 2529 nt
Organism: Penaeus monodon (black tiger shrimp)
Lineage: Eukaryota; Metazoa; Arthropoda; Malacostraca; Decapoda; Penaeidae
Exons: 2
Coding region: 1-2529 (842 amino acids)
Molecular function (GO): nucleic acid binding
Source: RefSeq, a predicted model, not a curated record
AUGGUGAAAAGACGACUUGCCGGCCUGAAAACACGUCUUCAAAGGGAUGAAACCCUGAAGGCUAAAUAUGUAGCAGAAAUGGAGAACAAACCUGAGAAAAUACGCAUAGUGUUCGACUGUGCUGCUUCCUUUGAAGGCACCACCCUAAAUAAACAGGUCAUGCAAGGCCCGGACCUGAUGAAUGACCUGCUGGGCAUACUGCUCCGGUUUAGAGAAAGAAGAGUUGCAAUAGCUGCUGAUAUCAAGGCUAUGUUUCACCAGGUAAAGGUCACCCCAAGGGACCGUGAUGUUCUAAGGUUCUUGUGGUGGCCAAAGGGGGAUUUCUCUGCGAGGCCAAAAGUGUAUCGCAUGACUGUGCACUUAUUUGGAGGUGUUUGGAGCCCCGCAUGUGCGUCAUUUGCUCUCCUAAGGACACUAUCUAAAAUCAAAUUAGCAGAUGUAAAAAGGAACUUCUAUGUAGAUGACCUCUUGAUGUCUGUCGAGAAUGAAGCAACGGCCAUUCACCAGGCAAAGCAGUUGAAGGACCACCUAAAACACAGUGGCUUUCACUUAACUAAGUGGAUGUCAAACUCAAAAAGGGUUAUUACUGCGAUCCCACAGGAGGACAGGAGUCCUCCUGUUAAAGAUAUUGAUCUGACAAAACAGGACCUACCAACUGACAGAGCCUUGGGAGUCCUGUGGAGCCUGGAGAGUGAUGUGCUUCAGAUCAGAGUAACUGUACCGAACAAACCGAUCUCAAAAAGAGGUAUGCUAAGCGUCAUGGGGUCAGUAUAUGACCCGCUCGGCUUGUUAGCCCCAUUCACGGUGAGAGCAAAGAUGAUCUACCAAGAAGAAGUGAGACGUCAACGAGGAUGGGAUGAAGAGCUUAGCUCACAGAAUUCCGUAAAAUGGAAUACAUGGCUCAGUGAACUAAGGGAAUUGGAAGGCUUCUGUGUCAACAGGUGCAUAGUGCCUAUGAAUCUUGGAAAAAUCGGCAGUGUGCAGCUACAUCAUUUCUGUGAUGCAUCCACAAAGGCGUUUGCAGCCGCUUCUUACUUGAGGAUACAAGAUGUGUCGGGCAUCACUCACUGUGCUCUCAUGUUGGCAAGAACAAGACUGGCUCCAAUAAAGACAACCACCAUCCCCAGACUGGAGUUGUCAGCAGCAGUCCUGGCAGCCACAUCAGAUGCAAAAUUGCGGAAGGAGCUCUCUUUGCCUAUUGAUGACUCCAUGUUCUGGACUGAUAGUACUAUUGUUCUGCAGUACAUCAAAAACACCUCCCGUCGAUUCCACACAUUCGUUGCGAAUCGAGUGGGGAUUAUCCACAAAAAUUCAUCUCCCCAACAGUGGAGACAUGUAAGAUCAGAGCUUAACACAGCUGAUCCUGCUUCCAGAGGUCUAUCAGCUAUAGAGUUAAUGCAAAGAAAGGAUUGGAAGGAAGGGGCAGAAUUUCUCCUCUUACCUGAAACCUCCUGGCCUCUUCCACCAGAACUUCCUGGGAUUUCAAAUGAUGAUCCUGAAGUUAAGAAUAUGACAAUAUCAUUUGCAGCUGGCGCAAUUAAAGUCGCACCUGUGGACCCACUGUUUGAGCGAUAUUCCUCGUGGUAUAAGCUGCAGCGAAUUGUAGCAUGGCUACGUAGAUUCUGUUCAGCAUGCAGAAAAAAGUGUUCACACCAGGACUCUAACCUCAGCGUUAUGGAGAUCCAAGCGGCGAGGAUGGUUAUCAUCAGACAAGUGCAAAUGACCUGCUUUGCUGAAGAGUUGGACAUAUCGAAGAGGAGAAAAAAUUUGAAGGCAAGCCGCCUUUAUCGUUUGGAACCUCACUUGGAUGACCAGGGCAUGUUACGUGUAGGUGGACGGAGAGUCGAUGAAUAUAUCGACCAGAAUUCUAAAAGGCCACUGAUCUUACCAAAAGAUCAUCCUGUAACUGCCUUAAUAGUUCAAGACAUUCAUGUGUUCCAUGCGAGGCACUCUGGCAGAGAACACACCUUAGCAGAAUUACGGAGGAAAUAUUGGAUAGUGGCGGGUAGGCCUAUAGUCGGCCGAAUACUACGUAACUGUUUCACCUGCCGGAGAGUAAAUAGCAAACCCCUGACUCAGAGGCAAGGAGAUUUACCUGUUGAACGAGUUACACCGUGGCACCCCCCUUUCUACCACACUGGAGUGGAUUGUUUUGGCCCAUUUCAUGUAGUAUGUAAAAGACACACAGAGAAGCGAUUUGGUUGUGUCUUUACAUGCUUCAGCACCAGGGCUGUCCAUAUUGAACCCUUGAAGUCUCUAGAUGCUAGCACCUUUCUCAACGCACUUAUGUGCUUUAUAGCCCGUAGAGGAACCCCUAUGAAGAUCUACUCUGAUAGAGGAACAAACUUCUUGAGGCUGAAAAGGAGCUCCGAGCAACAGUUCAUGCCUGGUCUAAGAACAAAUCCAUUGAUGACACAUGUAAACAGAGGGGCAUUGAGUGGGUUUUCCAACCCCCUGCAGCAUCCCACAUGGGAGGCGUGUGGGAACGGCAGAUUCAAACCAUACGGAAGAUUCUCUCUUCGAUCAUAG